This is a messenger RNA of Lynx canadensis (Canada lynx), 3860 nucleotides long. It is a transcript of the gene GP2, whose product is annotated as glycoprotein 2. Lineage: Eukaryota; Metazoa; Chordata; Mammalia; Carnivora; Felidae. Gene Ontology annotation, biological process: neutrophil migration. The record is from RefSeq and is a predicted model, not a curated record. The coding region runs from base 124 to 1662 and encodes 512 amino acids. The transcript has 11 exons. Gene Ontology annotation, cellular component: cell surface; apical plasma membrane.
ACAAUAAAAGGAUGGUCCACAGUAGGCUUUCCCAGAGCUGGACAGACGAGGGCCACCCUGUGUUCUUCCCCCAAGCUGCAUGGAGAGUCUGCAUGCUGCUGAGUAACCUACACAUCUCAGCUUAUGGAAAUGAUGGUGGGCUCUUAUGUCUUGUGGCUGGCCUUGGCCUCCUGCAUUCUGACUCUGGCAUCUACAGAACAGCAAGGUGACAGAUACUUCACCAACAGUAGUUCCUAUGACCCCUGCCAGAAUUACACCCGCCUGGACGAACCCUCCCGAAGCACAGAGAACACGAGAGAAGGCCGGGUGUGUGACAGGGACAAGCAUGGCUGGUACCGCUUUGUGGGAGAUGGAGGAGUAAGGAUGCCAGAGACCUGUGUCCCAAUGUACCGCUGCCAGACAGAUGCUCCUAUGUGGCUGAAUGGGACCCACCCCACGCUUGGGGAGGGCAUUGUCACCCGCACCGCUUGUGCCCACUGGAGCGGCAACUGCUGUCUCUGGAAGACCCAGGUGCUGGUGAAGGCCUGCCCGGGCGAGUUCUAUGUAUACCAGCUGGAGGGCACCCCCAAGUGUAAUGUGAGAUACUGCACAGACCCCUCCACUGCAAAGGCCAAGUGUGAGAAGGCCUGCCGCCCGGAGGAGGAGUGCCGCUUUCUCAACGGCACAUGGGACUGUUUGUGCAGACAGGACCUCAACAGCUCUGAUGUUCACGGUUUGCAGCCUAAGCUGGACUGUGGGGCCAAGGAGAUCAAGGUGUCACUGGACAAGUGUCUGCUGGGAGGCCUAGGUUUUGGGGACAAGGUCAUUGCCUACCUGCGUGACGGGAACUGCAGCAGUACCAUGCAAAGACAGGACAGAAACUGGAUGUCUGUGACCAGCCCUACCCAGGCUAGGGCCUGCGGAAACAUCCUGGAGAGAAAUGGAACCCAUGCCAUCUACAAAAACACCUUCUCCUUGGUCAAUGCUUUCAUCAUCAGAGACACCAUCCUCAACAUCAAUUUCCAGUGUGCCUACCCACUGGACAUGAAAGUCAGCCUCCAAACUGCCCUGCAUCCCAUUGUAAGUUCUCUGAACAUCAGUGUGGACGGGGCAGGAGAGUUCACUGUCAGGAUGGCCCUGUUCCAAGACCCGAACUACACAUCUCCUUACGAAGGGGCUGCAGCUGUGCUGGCUGUUGAAUCUAUGCUCUAUGUGGGUGCCAUCUUGGAGAGAGGGGACACCUCCCGGUUUAACCUGUUGUUGAGGAACUGCUAUGCCACACCCACCAAAGACAAGAAUGACCCUGUAAAAUAUUUCAUUAUCAGAAACAGCUGUCCAAAUCAACGUGACUCCACCAUCCAUGUGGAGGAGAAUGGGGUGUCCUCAGAAAGUCGGUUCUCAGUUCAGAUGUUCAUGUUUGCUGGAAAUUAUGACCUAGUUUUUCUGCAUUGUGAGAUUCAUCUCUGCGAUUCCCUUAAUGAACAGUGCCAGCCGUCUUGCUCAAGAAGUCACCUCCGUAGCAAAGUAGUGGCUAUUAACCCAGCCCAGGUUCUAGAUUUGGGACCCAUCACUCGGAAAGGUGCUCCAUCUCUUGGUGUCACGAAUGGAACCCCCAGCACUGCAGGGUUCCUGGUGGCCUGGCCCAUGCUUCUCCUGCCUGUCCUUCUGGCUGGGCUGUUCUGAGACCUCAGCUGGGCACGUGGCCUUAAAGCUCGUGUUCUUCCCUCUGGCGAUGGCUUCCGGUUACCUUUUGGCUACGCUGGUUCUCUCUCUGAAUCACAUAGACAGUCUUGGUGUUCACACACUCCAGGACAGGCUAGAUUUUGGGAGACAGAAGAGUUUUUCCUUGUUCAACACUCUCUGUGCCUUUAUAUUCCUCUUUUUCUCACAGUGGGGGCUCUGUUGGCCUGGCCUGGCCUGACUUCCUCAUUUAUUAGCAGGAUCUCAAGGUCAGACUUGCUACAUGCCUCUGUGGCUCCAGCCUUUACUAGAAAUGUAGCAUGUCUAUAACUCCAGGGAAGAUGGGCUGUGUCACUGGGGGGAAGAGGAGGGGGAUGGGUUUGUAAAGAAGGCACUUCCCCACAGUUCCUUCCCAAGUACCCCUUGUUCUUACUGCUGAUGAAUUGAACAGACUGAUCCUUGCUUUCACCCGUGUCCUCUGAUAUAUUUCCAUCAUGAUCUCAACAGUCGCCAUGGGAAUAAUUGUAAAGGGUCCACUUUUGGAGACUCUACUCCAGAGAAGACUGGGUCCCAUUGCUCCUCUGUCCCCCACCAUGCCGUAGACAUGCUUUGACGUGCCUAGGGCUAAGCAAAAACCUACCCUGGGACCCAAAUGCUGGAGGGAUUUCUUGGUUUGGAUGCUGAGAUGCUGUCACUCCAGAGUACAACUCUAGCUCUGAAUAGUGGUGUGCUUAUGAAGUCCCAGCAGUCCCCAGGGUGUCGACCCUGCCAUGGGGAUAUAGCAGCAGUACCUGGGGGAUGAGUGAAGUCCCUUUCUUGAGACCUCUAAUGGGCUCUCACAAAACACUCCACAAAGAUACCACAAACAGAGAAGGCUUCCCUUUCCUGCAGCUACACACAGGGCCCCUCCAAGUUGGCCUCAGGGAAAAAUGAUCAGAUCAGGGCCAAGCCACGGGCAGGGUGGGGUGGAUGGAGCCUGUUUAUCUGCCAGGAGAAGACUUUCCAAAGUGCUCUCAAGUUCAGAGGUAGUGUGUUUGCAAGAAAUAGAAACCCAAUCCAAUCAAAUCAGGCAAAAGGAGAAUCAAUUAUAAGGAUACAAGAGCAAAAAGUCCAAGAACAGAAGAUACAACCUGGCUAUAUGAGAAAAACCACCAGAAACCAAAGUUUGUCUUUCCAUCGGCCAUUCUUCCUGAAACCACACAGCCUUUACAUCUUUGGGUGUCUCCUUUAUUCCCCCCUGUCCUGAAACUAGCUUUUCCUGUUCAUUUACCAUGUCUGAAUUAAAUAUGGACAUUGCAGCUUCACCUCACUUACUAAUUCAGGGACCACAGAGACCAACUAGCACUUGGUACCCUACAUCCAAAUUGUACCAGGGGUAAUGUGAUUUCCCUGUUUCAGUCAGAGUGCUUCCCUUGGUCCAAACAUCUGAGGCCAGGUGAGUGGUCUUAUCUAAUGCAAACAUAGCCAAGGGGGCUUACAAGAAGGGGCAGGUCUCAAACACAGGGCAGUGUUUCCUGGAUUGACAUCUCAAAAGGAUGUUACUACUAUAAUAGUGGCUUCUUUAAAGGGGAAUUUCUUGGGAGGAAUUGCUUCUGUUUCCCGGUAAUUCAGAGAAUUCAUAGGUACUACAUUUCAAGGGAGGAGGUGCACUGAGAAUGCACCUGAAAGAGAGGUCAGAAGGUCCUAACCUUUUCCUUUCUCUGAGGCUCAUCUUCUUCCUUCUGUAGAAUAAAAGGGCUGGGCUAGAACAAGAUUCUCUAACAUUUAGAGUGGAACUCUUUCUUUAAAUACAAAUCUACAUGAGCAUCCAAUAGGCAGACAUUAAAUGCUAAUAGACUCUUGUUGAUGUUAGGUAAGGGGCUUAACUCUCCUGUCUGUGAUUCCCUCUUCCUCUUUGAUUCUGGGCCAUCAAAGAAACUCCAUCAUAACCCACAGGGUUACCAAAGACAAAGUUCUGUAACUUCCUGGGACACAUCACCUCUAAUAACUCUUCCAGUGUAAAGUACAUGGGAUUCUACUUAACAAAAGUCAACCCUGGCUAUUUGUCUAUCUGUCUAUGAAUCUAGCUGGCUGGCUAGCUAGCUAUCACAAACUCUCCUACUCUACCUGCCCCCCAUAUAUCUACCUAUAUAUCUGUCAUCUGUCUAGCUAGUAACAGCUUUUUGUUUUCCACAAAUGGGUAUACUAAAUGAAUAACAAUC